Molecule: messenger RNA, 7739 nt
Organism: Drosophila busckii
Lineage: Eukaryota; Metazoa; Arthropoda; Insecta; Diptera; Drosophilidae
Gene: ACC
Product: acetyl-CoA carboxylase
Exons: 12
Coding region: 85-7302 (2405 amino acids)
Biological process (GO): fatty acid biosynthetic process
Molecular function (GO): ATP binding; acetyl-CoA carboxylase activity; metal ion binding
Source: RefSeq, a predicted model, not a curated record
UGAAGAAGAAAAUCUCAAUUGGACAUCUGUGAGCCCAGAAAAAGCACAAUUGCUAAUAAAAAGAAACGUACAAAGCGCAAUACGAUGGAGAAAAACAACUCCAGCGUUAUUGCAGCUACGGCAACAACAUCAUCUUCGCUCAGUACAGCAGCAACAAAAAGUGGCACAAAGCCGGCGAGCAUAAAGAAAGUGAAAUUCUCGAACGAGAGUUUGAAGACCGAGGUGGAUGGUCUCUGUGAGCAGUUGAAGGAUAACUCGCUCGACUAUAAUAUUAACAACAAUAACAAUAAUAUUGAUAAGCAGCACAACAACAAAAUGAGCGAAGCGCAAACAACAGCGAAUACAGCCGAAACAGCUGAUGCCACGCCCACAGAUGCUGAUCGCCCCAGUUUUCUGGUGGGUGACGAAAUCGAUGAGAAGGCCGCCAUUGAGGCAGGCGAAGCCGGCGAUGAGUUUCCGCAGAAAAUGCAAAGCGAUAUCCGUCAAAAUGGCGACAUCUCGGAGCGACGCAAACGUCUUAGGCCCAGCAUGUCGCGUGGCACUGGCCUUGGACAGGAUCGCAAUCAGGAUCGCGAUUUUCACAUUGCCACCACGGAGGAGUUUGUGAAACGCUUUGGCGGCACACGCGUCAUCAAUCGCGUGCUGAUUGCCAACAAUGGCAUUGCGGCAGUCAAGUGCAUGCGCUCCAUACGCCGCUGGUCCUAUGAAAUGUUCAAGAACGAGCGUGCGGUGCGUUUUGUCGUCAUGGUCACGCCCGAGGAUCUGAAGGCCAAUGCGGAGUACAUCAAAAUGGCGGAUCAUUAUGUGCCCGUGCCCGGUGGCUCCAACAACAACAACUACGCCAAUGUUGAGCUCAUUGUGGAUAUUGCACUUCGCACUCAAGUGCAGGCCGUGUGGGCUGGCUGGGGUCAUGCCUCGGAGAAUCCCAAGUUGCCGGAGCUGUUGCAUAAGGAGGGACUUGUGUUCUUGGGUCCACCCGAGCGCGCCAUGUGGGCACUGGGUGACAAGGUGGCCAGCUCCAUUGUGGCCCAGACAGCGGAAAUACCAACGCUGCCCUGGUCCGGCUCCGAUCUGAAGGCGCAAUAUAGCGGCAAGAAGAUCAAAAUCUCCAGUGAGCUCUUUGCACGCGGCUGUGUCAACAAUGUGGAGCAGGGCUUGGCCGCCGUAGCCAAGAUUGGUUUUCCGGUCAUGAUCAAGGCGUCGGAGGGCGGCGGCGGCAAGGGCAUACGUCGCGUGGACACUCCGGAGGAGUUCCCAGCGCUGUUUCGUCAGGUGCAGGCGGAGGUGCCCGGUUCGCCCAUAUUCGUCAUGAAGCUGGCAAGUGGUGCUCGCCACUUGGAGGUGCAACUGCUGGCGGAUCAGUAUGGCAAUGCCAUAAGCUUGUUCGGACGUGAUUGCUCCAUACAGCGCAGACAUCAAAAGAUCAUUGAGGAGGCGCCUGCCAUUGUGGCACACCCAGAGGUGUUCGAGGAUAUGGAGAAGGCGGCAGUGCGUCUGGCCAAGAUGGUGGGCUAUGUCAGCGCCGGCACUGUGGAGUAUCUGUACGAUCAGGAGGGGCGCUACUUCUUCUUGGAGCUGAAUCCGCGUCUGCAGGUGGAGCAUCCCUGCACGGAAAUGGUUGCCGAUGUCAAUCUGCCCGCCUGUCAGCUGCAAAUCGGAAUGGGCAUACCGCUUUAUCGCCUGAAGGAUAUACGUUUGCUAUAUGGCGAGUCGCCUUGGGGCUCAUCCAUCAUAGACUUUGAGACGCCAGCGAAUAAGCCACGCCCCUCUGGCCAUGUCAUUGCCGCACGCAUUACUUCCGAGAAUCCGGACGAGGGCUUCAAGCCCAGCUCCGGCACCGUGCAGGAGCUGAACUUCCGCUCGAGUAAAAAUGUCUGGGGCUACUUCAGUGUGGCUGCUUCUGGCGGCCUGCAUGAGUUUGCCGACUCGCAGUUCGGACAUUGCUUCUCCUGGGGCGAGAAUCGUCAGCAGGCACGCGAGAAUCUGGUCAUAGCGCUCAAGGAGUUGUCCAUACGUGGGGACUUCCGCACCACGGUGGAGUAUCUGAUAACGCUGCUGGAGACGAAUCGUUUCCUGGACAACAGCAUAGACACUGCCUGGCUGGAUGCGCUCAUAGCCGAGCGCGUGCAGUCCGAGAAGCCGGAUAUACUGCUGGGCGUCAUGUGCGGCUCGCUGCACAUAGCGGAUCGGCAAAUAACCGAAGCAUUCUCCAGCUUCCAAACGUCGCUGGAAAAGGGACAAAUCCAAGCGGCCAAUACGCUGAGCAAUGUGGUGGAUGUGGAGUUGAUAAACGGUGGCAUUAGGUACAAGGUGCAGGCAGCCAAGUCGGGACACAACUCGUACUUUCUGCUGAUGAAUAAUUCCUUUAAAGAAAUCGAGGUGCACCGCUUGUCCGAUGGCGGUUUGCUCAUAUCGCUGGAGGGCGCUUCGUAUACAACUUAUAUGAAGGAGGAGGUGGAUCGCUAUCGCAUUGUCAUUGGCAAUCAGACGUGUGUGUUUGAAAAGGAGAAUGAUCCUUCACUGCUGCGCAGUCCGUCCGCGGGCAAGCUGAUCAACAUGCUGGUUGAGGACGGCGCGCAUGUGAACAAGGGACAAGCGUUUGCUGAAAUUGAAGUGAUGAAAAUGGUGAUGACACUCACAUCCCAAGAGGCGGGCACUGUAACCUUUGUACGACGUCCAGGCGCUGUGCUGGAUCCAGGCACGCUGCUGGGCCACUUGGAGCUCGAUGAUCCCUCGCUAGUAACCAAAGCGCAGCCAUGCAAAAGUCAAUUCGCGCAGCCAGAGAAUGCGCCGGUGCCGGAGAAACUUAAUCGCGUGCACAACACGUACAAGAGCAUACUGGAGAACACGCUGUCGGGCUACUGUCUGCCCGAGCCGUACAAUGCGCAGCGACUGCGCGACAUCAUUGAGAAGUUCAUGCAGAGUCUGCGCGAUCCUUCGCUGCCGCUGCUGGAACUGCAGGAAGUCAUUGCUUCUAUCUCAGGACGCAUACCCAUCUCCGUGGAGAAGAAAAUACGUAAGCUAAUGACGCUCUAUGAGCGCAACAUCACCAGCGUGCUGGCGCAGUUCCCCUCCCAGCAGAUUGCCAGCGUCAUCGAUAGCCACGCGGCCACGCUCCAAAAGCGUGCGGAUCGGGAUGUCUUCUUCCUGACCACGCAGAGCAUCGUGCAGCUGGUGCAGCGCUAUCGCAAUGGCAUACGUGGACGCAUGAAGGCGGCCGUGCAUGAGCUGCUCAGGCAGUACUAUGACGUGGAGUCGCAGUUCCAGCAUGGCCACUACGACAAGUGCGUGGGUUUGGUGCGUGAGCACAACAAGGAUGACAUGUUGACUGUGGUCAACACCAUUUUCUCGCACUCGCAGGUGGCCAAGAAGAACUUGCUGGUCACACUGCUCAUCGAUCAUCUGUGGGCCAACGAGCCAGGCCUCACCGAUGAGCUGGCCAACACCUUGAGCGAACUCACUUCGCUUAAUCGCGCAGAACAUUCGCGCGUGGCGCUGCGUUCGCGUCAAGUGCUGAUUGCUGCUCAUCAGCCCGCCUAUGAGCUGCGUCACAAUCAAAUGGAGUCCAUCUUCCUGUCGGCCGUUGAUAUGUAUGGCCACGAUUUUCAUCCAGAGAAUCUGCAGCGUUUGAUUCUAUCCGAGACUUCCAUCUUCGAUAUUCUGCACGAUUUCUUCUAUCACUCCAAUCGCGCCGUUUGCAAUGCCGCCUUGGAGGUUUAUGUGCGUCGCGCUUACACUUCCUAUGAGCUCACCUGUCUGCAGCACUUGGAGCUCUCUGGCGGUCUGCCCUUGGUGCACUUUCAGUUCCUGCUGCCCACGGCGCAUCCCAAUCGCUUGUUCUCGCGCAUGAGCUCGCCGGAGGGCUUGGUUACGGCCGCCGCCGAGUGCAUGGGACACUCGUUUGUGCGCACUGGCGCCAUCGCUGCCUUUGACUCGUUCGAGCAUUUCGAAAUGUACUCCGAUGAAAUUCUGGAUCUGCUGGAGGACUUUGUUUCGCCCGCUUUGGUGAGCGCCAAAGUGCUGGAGGCAGUGGAGGCAGCGGACUCCAUUUCGGACAGUCGCCACAGCACUUCCAUAAAUGUCUCGCUCUCUGAUCCCGUGACACGCGCCAAUGCAGCCGAGGAGGCCAAGUCCACGGAGCCCAUACACAUUGUUAGCGUUGCAGUGCGUGAGACUGGCGAGCUGGAUGACGUGCAAAUGUCGCAGAUCUUUGGCAGCUAUUGCCGCGAGCAUAACGAGGAGCUGUUCCAGCGGCGCAUACGACGCAUCACGUUCGCUGCGCUGAAGAAGCGUCAGUUCCCCAAGUUCUUUACGUAUCGCGCACGUGACAAGUUCGAGGAGGAUCGCAUUUAUCGCCACUUAGAGCCUGCAUCCGCUUUUCAUUUGGAGCUCAAUCGCAUGAAGACGUAUGAUCUGGAGGCGCUGCCUACUGCCAAUCAGAAGAUGCAUUUGUAUUUGGGCAAGGCGAAGGUGUCCAAGGGUCAGGAGGUUACCGACUAUCGCUUCUUCAUACGCUCCAUUAUACGUCACUCGGACUUGAUCACCAAAGAGGCUUCGUUUGAGUAUCUGCAAAAUGAGGGCGAGCGCGUGCUGCUGGAGGCCAUGGAUGAGCUGGAGGUCGCCUUCUCGCAUCCGCAUGCCAAGCGCACCGAUUGUAAUCACAUAUUCCUGAACUUUGUGCCCACGGUCAUUAUGGAUCCCGCCAAGAUAGAGGAGUCAGUCACCAAGAUGAUUAUGCGCUAUGGUCCACGCUUGUGGAAGUUGCGCGUGUUGCAGGCGGAGCUCAAGAUGGUUAUUCGCCAAUCGCCGCAGUCGCCCACGCAGGCCGUGCGUCUUUGCAUAGCAAACGAUUCCGGCUACUUCCUCGACAUUUCCAUGUACACGGAGCAGACCGAACCAGAAACGGGCAUUAUCAAAUUUAAGGCUUAUGGCGAUAAGCAGGGCUCGCUGCAUGGCCAUCCCAUCUCCACGCCCUACAUGACCAAGGACUUUUUGCAGCAAAAGCGCUUCCAGGCGCAGUCCAAUGGCACCACCUAUGUGUAUGAUGUGCCCGACAUGUUCCGCCAGAUGACCGAACGCCACUGGAAGGAAUUCUCCAAGGCGCGUCCCACUGUCGAUAUACGCAUACCCGAUAAAAUUUUACUGGAAUGCAAAGAGCUGGUGCUGGAAGGCGACACGCUGAUGGAGGUGCAGCGUCUACCGGGCGAGAAUAACUGCGGCAUGGUGGCCUGGCGUAUAACGCUGGCCACGCCGGAGUAUCCUGCUGGUCGUGAGAUCAUUGUCAUUGCCAAUGACUUGACCUACUUGAUAGGCUCGUUUGGCAUACAGGAAGAUGUGCUUUUUGCCAAGGCUUCACAGCUGGCGCGUGAACUCAAAGUGCCCAGAAUCUACAUCUCUGUCAACAGCGGAGCGCGCAUUGGUCUCGCCGAGGAGGUCAAGAGCAUGUUCCGCAUAGCAUGGGAGGAUGCUGAGGAGCCCGACAAGGGAUUCAAGUAUCUGUAUCUCAGCACGGAGGAUUAUGCCAAGGUGGCCAACUUGAACUCAGUGCGUGCCAUACUCAUUGAGGACGAGGGCGAGCAGCGCUACAAGAUUACCGAUAUCAUAGGCAAGGACGAUGGCCUGGGCGUGGAGAAUCUGCGAUAUGCCGGUCUCAUUGCUGGUGAAACAUCGCAGGCGUAUGAGGAGAUUGUUACCAUAGCCAUGGUCACGUGCCGCACCAUUGGCAUUGGCUCGUAUGUGGUUCGUCUGGGCCAGCGGGUCAUCCAGAUUGACAACUCGCAUAUUAUACUCACGGGCUAUGCGGCGCUCAAUAAGCUUUUGGGUCGCAAGGUUUACGCCUCGAACAAUCAGCUGGGUGGCGUGCAGAUUAUGUACAACAAUGGCGUUACGCACAAAACGGAGGCUAUCGAUCUGGAUGGUGUCUAUACCAUAUUGGAUUGGCUCUCAUACAUUCCCGCCUACAUUGGCUGCGAUUUGCCAAUUAUUCUGCCCAGCGAUCGCAUUGAUCGUCCCGUUGACUUUAUGCCCACCAAGUCGCCCUAUGAUCCGCGUUGCAUGCUUGCCGGUCGUGUGAAUCCUGCCAAUAGCAACGACUGGGAGAAUGGCUUCUUCGAUCGUGACUCUUGGAGUGAGAUUAUGGCGCCUUGGGCCAAGACUGUGGUAACUGGACGCGCACGCUUGGGUGGCGUGCCCGUGGGUGUCAUAGCCGUGGAAACACGCACAGUGGAAGUGGAAAUGCCCGCUGAUCCCGCCAAUUUGGAUUCAGAAGCCAAGACGCUGCAGCAGGCGGGUCAGGUGUGGUAUCCGGAUUCCUCUUACAAGACCGCACAAGCUAUUAAGGACUUUGGCCGCGAGGAGCUGCCGCUGAUAAUCUUUGCCAAUUGGCGUGGCUUCUCGGGCGGCAUGAAGGAUAUGUAUGAGCAAAUUGUUAAGUUUGGCGCAUAUAUUGUCGAUGGUCUGCGGGAAUAUAAAAAGCCUGUGCUGAUUUAUCUGCCGCCCAAUGCGGAGCUGCGAGGUGGCGCCUGGGCAGUGCUGGAUUCGCUCAUCAAUCCACGUUAUAUGGAAACCUAUGCGGAUCCAGAGGCACGCGGCGGUGUACUGGAGCCCGAGGGCAUUGUAGAGAUUAAGUACAAAGAGAAAGACCUCAUCAAGACCAUACACAGACUGGAUGCCACCACAAUAGCGUUGCAACGCGAGCACGACGAGGCUGUUGCUGCUGGCGACAAGGUCAAGAUUGCAGCGCUGGAUGAGAAGAUCAAGGCUCGCCUUGCUAUCUUGAUGCAUGUCUAUCAUACGGUUGCGGUGCACUUUGCGGAUCUGCAUGAUACGCCGGAGCGCAUGCUGGAGAAGGAAUGCAUUAGCGAGAUUGUGGCAUGGCGUGAUUCGCGUCGCUGGCUCUACUGGCGCCUGCGUCGUCUGCUGCUUGAGGAUGCCUAUAUCAAAAAGAUAUUGCGUGCGCAGGAUAAUCUAUCGGUGGGCCAGGCCAAGCAGAUGCUGCGCCGCUGGUUGGUGGAGGAUAAGGGCGCCACCGAAGCAUAUUUGUGGGACAAGAAUGAGGAGAUGGUUAAUUGGUAUCACGAGCAGCACAAUGUCGAGUCUAUUGUAUCCAGAAAUGUGAAUGCCGUGAGACGCGAUGCCAUUAUCUCCACAAUAUCAAAAAUGCUCGAGGACUGCCCUGAUGUGGCGCUGGACGCUGUGGUGGGUCUCUGCCAGGGCCUGACGCCCGUUAAUCGCGGCGUCGUGGUGCGCACACUUGCCCAAAUGCAGCUAAACGAGGAGACCUCAUCGAAUACACAAGCAUGACUCUACGCAAAGUUCUAAGUUUAAAUGGGUUUGGCUUAUUGAAUUUGGUGUAGAGCUCAGUAAGAGAAUUGUUUAGUCUGUGCUUUUGUUAAAACAUUUUUGUACAAAAAAUUUUACAAGCAAGCACAUUUUUUGCAUUUUAUUUAGUUGAAUUUUUUUUAAUUAUAAUUAGAAUGUUAAAUUAAAAAUAGUUGCUAUGUUGGGUUUUCUUUAUGGAGAGUCAACUUUUGGAUUUGAAGGCGUGGCGGCAUACUGUGUAUUUUUUGAAAAUUUUAAACUAAACUAUAUAUGCUAUAACUUCUGAAUUUGUAUUGUAUACAAAAAAAAACCUAAACUUUCCGUUAGCCUGUUAAGAUUAAAAAAACCAAGAGAUUUUUUUGUGAAUUCUAUGACUCCGAAUAUUGUGAAUAUACGAUGUACAUGUUUCAUAAAAAAAC